GUAACAUUCUUACUUAAAAAUUACCAAAGUUCGUGCGCGUGUGUGUUUAUUUAUAUACAGGCGCUGCGACUGGAGCUAAAUUGGGUCCUUCGUGUUUAACGUGUGAGAUGAAAACUCCUUACUGUGAUAGCUGUUGUGCCUCAGACACGUUGUGUGCCUUUGGGUAACUGUGUUUGCUUGUCAUGUUUAUAUUUAUCAAACGCAAAUCACAAUCGGAAUUUAGUAAAGCUCAAGAUGAGCUUAGAGACUUGUCCGUUUUGUGGAAAGGCCUUCAAAAGGCUCAGAUCUCAUCUUCCUCACUGCAAAAUGUCCCCUGGCCUCAAGACUGUCCAAAUGACUGAUAACACACUUAAAGAAACUCCAGAUCCUACUUUUAAACACACAGGUGACAAGGAUAAGACCUGUAAGUUAAAUACUGAAACUAGGUUGAGUUACCAGAAAAUACAGGUAAAAUCCAAAUCCCCAAAAUUUGAAAAGGUGAGCGCAGAUAACGAAUUUUUACAAAACUCAUCACAAGUCACGAUCACAAGCACUUCAUCUAAAGUUCCAUCGACAGAAACAGCGAUCACAAACACUUUAAAACACAAAAGCAAGUGGCUUGCUAAAAGAGAACAGGAAAAAUUAAGAAAAGUUAAAUUGCAAACACAGACAAGAAUUAAAAUCACUGGAGUUUCUCAGCAUAACAGCAAAAUAUAUGAAAACCCUGUUAAUGAAACACCAUUAUUAGAAAAAGAAGUCAAUGGGCAAAAAAAGGUUACGAGAACCAGUUUGACCUCUUAUCUAACCACCAACAGCAUCGACCGCCCUGUUUCAGAGCUUUUACAAAGUGGUCCAUGGACGACACCCUGCCAGCCUGAGCAAGAUGUGCCACAGUGCCAAGCAAGUCCGGAUGCAUCAGAGCAGAUACAAACCAGCCCAAAGACUUGGACCAACGAAUAUUCUUCGGGGUAUGGAAUAAAAUCGAAAAAUUGGGUUGUAUUUCAAACCAAAACUUGUGUGUGGGACCACAUUAAACAAGGACUUUAUAAAAAGAGACAUGAUCAUUUUCAAGUGUCAUUUCCCGUAGAUUUAGAACACAAAGUGCCUUUAUCUAAGUGUGUAAACACUUUUGAGUUUGUAAUCAAGCCAUAUACAGGGAACGACCAAAAUGCUACUACGAAGACGUCCCCAGUACCGUUGCCGAUUUUCCAAACCUCAGGACAAAAGCAAGUUGAAGACAGGCUCAGUUCACGAUUGCAAAACGUGCCUGUUAUGGGAUACUCACCUGAUAUGGCAACAGGUUAUGGUGGAACAUUUUUCGUCUCAUCUCAUUCAGAAAUCUCCACUAAUGGGAAUUUUUUGGAGUACCAAACCCCCAAGCCUUCAACACAGAGUCAAGCUCCGGUGACACAGCUGAGACUUGGAGAUGUGCGACUGAAUGAACUCGCAUCUUGGUACGGUGCUCACUCACCAAAAUCACCCAAAGAAGCUUUGACAAUCGUUAACAAAGGUUGGCAGUGGUAUUACAGGAAGUACAUUGAUGUACAGAAAGGAGGGUUUGGUGGGAUUGCAAUGUUGAUUGGUAGCUACUGUGUCCUGAGUUACAUUUGGAAUUACCCAAAUAUCAAGAAACACCGGUGGAGAAAGUAUCAUUAGAAUAUUUGGUGGAUGUAUUUAACCACAAUUAUUUUUCAUUACCAUCAGUAUUUGGAAGAAUUCUUGUUUGACCCACAGUGACCUCAGAGUAUUGCACUAUGUGAACUGCAGUAUUUUCAUGGAAAAGAUGUUUUAUAAAGUUAUUUAUUUAUAUUUAUUUUAAAGCAUAAUCAAUUUCUGUUACAAAGUUUGAUAUACAAAAGUAAGUGUGAAGAAAUAUAAAUCCAGACUGCUAUUUAAGUAUCAGUGUAUAAUAGAGUAUUACUUAAACACACCACCCUGAUGUACGUCCAAACCACAGCACUUAGUUAAUAAAUGCUAAAACAUUCAUGGCUUCAUCACAGGUAACACAAACUUAACUUUCCUUGAGGAAGAAAUAUGAGUGAGGGGUUGAUAGAGGGAUGAAUCUUUGCAUUGUGCAACAGUGACAAACAGUUUAUGUUCAGAAAUCACAUUUUUGUUUUUGUAUGUUUUGUUAUACAGCACCCUUCACAAUUAUUGGCACCCUGGUCAAGAUGUGUUCCUAGGCUUCAAAUAAAUAAAUUUUCCAUUUAAACAAUACAGAACCACAAAAUUUGAAAAAGCCAACAUUUAAUUGAAGUUCAGUUAUUAAGUGGGAAAAGAAAUCCACAUUAAGAAAAAUAUAUAUACAGUACUGUGCAAGAGUCUUAGGCACCAUAUUAUAUGCUGUACCAAUUUUGUCAUAUAUGUUUAUCAUGUCUGCAUAAUUAUGUACAAAAUAAUUCAGUAUUUCCAUAUACAACUUAAAAAUUAAUAAAUAAAUAACAUUACAGGAGAAUAUAUGCAUGGCAAGAGAAAAUAUAUAGUAGAAGACCUACAGUAUAUAGUACAGUUUUCAGAUGAUAACAAAAAAACCUAAUGUACGCUCCUGGGAAUUGCUAAAAAAUUGUUAGGUUUUACUGAGCUUGCUGGAGAAUGAGUUCUUCUGGUAACUUUGUCACACUCGCUCCUUUCUAUUUUUGCAAAUCCCAGGAGCGUACAUUAGGCAUGUUGAAGAGUGGGUAAGAGAAAUCGGCUUCUGUGUCACGUCAUUUUUAUACCACAGGGAAGUCAUGAAUUAUUAAUUAAAUGUUUCUAGAUACUUUGAUCAACUUAAAAAACUACAGUAAAAUAUUACAAAAGUGUUUUAAUUACAUUUAUUAUUUUGAAAUUGUUGGGAGGGGGCAAUAAUUGUGGAAUAGGUGAUUUUAAUUUAAAAAACCUUUUUUUUUCUUAUUCAUUCAAGUGAAAGGUUUAAUUUUUCUACAAUUUUCAGUGUGAGAUUAUGCUUCUGCAAUAGAAAAAUGAAUUCAUUAGAAGCUUUAACCAGGGGUGCCAAUAAUUGUGGAGGGCAUUUUAACACAUUUUAGACCUAAAAUGUUAAAAAUGUUGGACUUUUAUAUUCCACUUACUGUUUAAUAUUUGCUAUUUAAAUAGAUUACAAAUUAUUGCCAGUUUUGGUGUGGGGGUCUAAAGAAUGUGGGAGUGUAUAAAAUAUUUUAUUUUCAUAUAUUUGAAAGGAUUAUCAUAAAAUGCGUAUUUCAGGGAACAUGGAGGUGUCAGUAAUAUUAUUUUUAAGUGUGUUUACUACACAUUGAUCACAGUGGCUGUAAUGUGGUUAAAGAAAUAGUGUGAUAUUUAUACAGCAAAUGUUUCUACUUUUUAAAAUUUAAACACAAUAAACAAUGUUAUUCCACAAUCUCAGUAUGGUAGUACAUGCUACAGGGGACAGAUGUGCUAACUAAAGAAACAUAUACCACAAGUUAACUGUUGUAUUCAAAGUGAAUUUAAUAUUGAUUGAUCUUUUCUGUUGUGAGCACAAAUUAAACAGUAAAUCAA
Molecule: messenger RNA, 3474 nt
Organism: Clarias gariepinus (North African catfish)
Lineage: Eukaryota; Metazoa; Chordata; Actinopteri; Siluriformes; Clariidae
Product: ATP synthase subunit f, mitochondrial
Exons: 5
Coding region: 235-1635 (466 amino acids)
Biological process (GO): proton motive force-driven mitochondrial ATP synthesis
Molecular function (GO): proton-transporting ATP synthase activity, rotational mechanism
Source: RefSeq, a predicted model, not a curated record